This is a messenger RNA of Phytophthora sojae, 738 nucleotides long. RefSeq lists its product as hypothetical. Lineage: Eukaryota; Oomycota; Peronosporomycetes; Peronosporales; Peronosporaceae. The record is from RefSeq and is a predicted model, not a curated record. The coding region runs from base 1 to 738 and encodes 245 amino acids. The transcript is spliced from 2 exons.
AUGCCGUCGGAUCGCAUCGGCGGUAUUUCACCGCUCACAGCUUUCACGGGUCUACCGGGUACUUCUCAGCUCCGUGCCGUUGUUGGCCCUACCUCCGUCCCCUCUAUCGAUGAGGCUACGUUGCAGCGCCACCGACAGCAGACCCUGGUGGCGACUCGUAACGCUUUGGAUACCAUCCACCGAGCGGCUACCGCGACAAGCGACAAGCGCAAUACUCAGCAUCGCCAGCGCCGGGCACAACAGCAACACGUCUCGCUUCCACGCUUCGAGAUUGGCGACUUCGUUCUCGCGGCUGGUGUUCUUUCUCGCCGUAAUAAGCUUGCCCUCAACUGGAGCGGUCCCAAGCGCGUGGUGGCCUCGCUGAACGAUUUUACCUUCGAAGUUCAAGACCUGACGGCCCUGUUUUACAUCACCGUGCAUCACGCCUCUCGCUUGCAGUUUUACCGUGAUUCUCAACGCGGCGUCACGCAGGAUUUGCUUGACCACGUCCAUUAUGCUACUGGAGGCCACUUAGUGGACAAAUUGCUGGAAGUUCGUCAUGGACCCGACGAUUACGAGAUCAAGGUCCAGUGGAUCGGUCUCGACCCGCUCGAAGCAUCAUGGGAACCCGCUACCGUUAUCCUGGAGGACGUCCCGAAGCUGGACAUGUGGGCUGCAAUCGGCGAUGGUCCCCUGCCUACCCCCAAGACCACCGGUAAAUCCCAUGUUACGAACCGCACAACUAGCUGGGGGAAGUGA